AUGGCUUAUGACAGAUAUGUUGCUGUAGUGAAACCACUGCACUACAACAACUUAAUCAGCACCAAAGCCUGUAUUACAAUGAUGUUCACAGCCUGGAUGCUGGGCUUCCUAGGUCCUCUAUUGCCAAUAUUACUGGCAAGCACUUUGCCAUUCUGUGGAUCAAACUUUAUCCUCCACAUUGUUUGUGAUUACCAUAGUGUAAUGUCAUUAGCCUGCGGUGAUUUUACAGCUCAAGUAAAUUUUACCCUGUCAAUUGCAAUGCUGUCAAUCAAUGUCCCAUUUCUUUACAUCUUAUGGACAUACUGCAGAAUAAUAGCAUCAGUAAUGAAAUUGAAAAUAAUGGAGAGCCGUAAGAAAGCCUUCUCAAUGUGUUCCUCACAUGUAACUGUUGUUUUUCUGUGCUAUGGUUCUGGUGCUGUAGUGUAUAUUGGAUUGAGAGUGGAAAGGAUACCUCCUGAUGGACGCAUCAUCAUUGGUGGAUUUAAUUAUCUCCUAACCCCUUUGCUCAAUCCUAUCAUUUACAGCUUAAGAAAUGAAAAACUCCAAGUAGCUUUUCAAAGGCUGGUGGUCAAACUCAGGGGUCCGGGCCUCAGCAACUCCAUCUGCAACUGGGUCCUGGACUUCCUGACAGGCAGACCCCAAGUGGUGACGAUUGGAAACAAAACCUCAUCCCCUCUGAUCCUCAACACAGGGGCUACCCAGGGCUCCUGCCUGAGCCCACGGCUGUAUUCUCUAUUUACACAUGACUGUGUGGCUAGAUGUAACAGCAACCCUAUCACUUUACAUCAGCAAAACAAAAGAGUUGUCAGCACCUUCAGGUUCUUCAGAUCUCCAGACCUGUGA
Messenger RNA from Lepisosteus oculatus (spotted gar), 843 nucleotides. NCBI's taxonomy places the organism in Eukaryota, Metazoa, Chordata, Actinopteri, Semionotiformes, Lepisosteidae. The record is from RefSeq and is a predicted model, not a curated record.